AUGUAUGUCGAAUUGGUUGGCCAUUACCAAGUCCACUCGACGGUCCUAGCGUUUGCAGCUGCGUUGGGAUCGCGUAAGAUAACAACAACUGUGAGGCAAACAAGAGGGCUUGAUGCAAGUUAUGCUUGUGGUCAGCUGAGGAACAAGUUCCAGAAAAGCCCUCUACUCGCUGAGAUAAUUUGUUCCGUUUAA
Messenger RNA from Arabis nemorensis, 192 nucleotides. Lineage: Eukaryota; Viridiplantae; Streptophyta; Magnoliopsida; Brassicales; Brassicaceae. The record is from the annotation of a GenBank genome assembly.